Molecule: messenger RNA, 8041 nt
Organism: Oncorhynchus keta (chum salmon)
Lineage: Eukaryota; Metazoa; Chordata; Actinopteri; Salmoniformes; Salmonidae
Product: zinc finger and BTB domain-containing protein 40-like
Exons: 5
Coding region: 5103-5648 (181 amino acids)
Biological process (GO): regulation of transcription by RNA polymerase II
Cellular component (GO): nucleus
Molecular function (GO): DNA-binding transcription factor activity, RNA polymerase II-specific; RNA polymerase II cis-regulatory region sequence-specific DNA binding; protein binding
Source: RefSeq, a predicted model, not a curated record
UACCUCAAUGCUUUAACCGCUACGUUAUUGAUAAAGUAUCGACUCUCCUUCUCUAACACACAUAGUAAACCAAGUCUGGAUGUGUAGUGCAUCUACAAGAGAGAAUGGUGUGUGUUUUUAGAUUCAAAGUUUAUUGGUGCAGCGAAAUGCUUAUGUUUCUAGCUCUGACAGGAGUCAUAUUAGCAAUAAAAUAACCAAAAAGUAUCAGAACAAGCAGACAGAAUCCGGAAAGUGUGUGUGUAUGAAUAUGUGUGUGUGUGUGUGUGUGUGUGUGUGUGUGUGUGUGUAUAUGAAUAGAAAAGGUAUGUACAGCAGUAGUUAUAGGAUGACCCAUGACUAGAAUACAGUGCCUUCAGGAAGUAUUCACACUCUUUGACUUUUUCCACAUUUUGCUGUUACAGACAGAAUUUAAAAUUGAAUAAAUUGAGAUUUGUCACUAACCUACACAAUACUACAUAAUGUCACAGUGGAAUUUUUUUUUUUAAUGUUUAUAAAUUAAUCUCUGAUUUGGUCCCGCUGUACAUACCUACAUGUAUGCUACGGUCACAAGACGCAGGCCUUAUUGUCCCUAGAAUUUCUCUGCAAACGGCAGGGAUUUCUCCUAUAGAGCUCAAUUUUUAUGAAAUGGUCUGCAUAUCUCUGUGAGAGACGCAGACCCUGUCUCGACCUUUAAGUCCUUGCUGAAGACUCAUCUUCAGUAGGUCCUAUGAUUGAGUGUAGUUUGGCCAAGGGGUGCGAAGGUGAACAGCAAGGCACUGGAGCGACUAACUGCCCUUCCGCCCCCUUGGGCUCAUGCGGUGGAGGAGAACUUUGUGGGCUCAGCCUUGUCUCAGGGUAGUGAGUUGGUGGUCUGUUGAUAUCCCUCUAGGGGUGUGGGGGCUGUGCUUUGGAAAAGUGGGUAGGGUUAUAUACUACCUAGUUGGCCCUGUCUGGGGGUAUCGUCGGACGGGGCCACAGUGUCCCCUGAUUCACCCAUGUCUCCAGUAUCUAUGCUGCAGUUGUCUAUGUGCUUAGGGAGCUAGGGUCAGUCUGUUAUAUCUGGUGUAAUUCUCCUGUAUUAUCUGGUGUCCUCUGAAUUUAAAUAUGCUCUCUCUAAUUAUCCUUCCCCUCCCGGAGGACCUGCGCCCCUGGAUCAUGAUUCAGGACUACCUGGCCUGAUGACUCCAGGCUGUCCCCAGUCCACCUGGUCCUUCUGCUGCUCCAGUUUAAACUGUUCUGCCUGCGGCUAGGAAACCUUGACCUGUUCACUGGAUGUGCUACCUUGGCCCGGACCUGCUGUCUCUACCUCUGAAUGCUCGGCUAUGAAAAGCCAACUGACAUUUACUCCUGAGGUACUAACUUGUUGCACCCUCUACAUUCACUGAUUUAUUAUUUGACCCUGCUGGUCAUCUAUGAACGUUUGAACAUCUUGAAGAACAAUCUGACCUUAAUGGUGAUAUAAUCUCCGCCUGGCACAGCCAGAAGAGGACUGGCCACUCCUCAGAGCCUGGUUCCUCUCUAGGUUUCUUCCUAGGUUCCUGCCUUUCUGGAGUUUUUUUCCUAGCCACUGCUUCUCCAUUGCUUGCCUUUUGGGGAUUUAGGCUUGUUUUCUGUAUAGCACUUUUUGACAUCCCUUUGAGCCAGUCAGUACAAAGAUACAGGUGUCCUUCCUAUUGAUUACACUUUGGGUGGUGUAUCAAUAGACCCAGUCAGUACAAAGAUACAGGUGUCCUUCCUAACUCAGUUUCCGGAGAGAAAAGAAACUGCUUAGGGAUUUCACCCUGAGGCCAAUAGUGAUUGAAUACAGUUACAUAGUUUAAUGGCUGUGAUGGGAGAUACCUGAGGAUGGAACACAACAUACUAACAAACACAAUACUAACAUAAAAAAUGAAACCUGUACAGAAUAAAAAAUAUUCCAAAACAUGCAUCCUGUUUGCAAUAAGGCACUAUAGUAAAACUGCAAAAAAAUGUGACAAAGAAAAAUUACUUUUUGUCCUGAAUACAAAGAGUUAUGUUUAGACAAAAUCCCAACACAUCACUGAGUACCAUUCUCAAUAUUUUCAAGUGUGGUGAGUUUUUUUGGGGUGAUAAAAAUAAGAAUAAAGCUAACCAAGUUCAGUCUGCUUUUCAACAGACACUGGGAGACAAAUUCGCCUUUCAGCAGGACAAUUACCUAAAACACAAGGCCAAAUAUACACUGGAGUUGCUUACCAAGACGACAUUGAAUGUUCCUCAGUGGCUUAGUUACAGUUUUGACUUAAAUCGUAUUGAAAAUCUAUGUAUAAUCCUGGUCUGCAAAGAUCUUAGAUUUAACCCCGCCCCCCAUAAAAUAAAAAUGAAUGUUCUAAAGUUAAUUUCCUGCAAUUCUGCACAUUUUGCCAUGGGGCGCAGCGAAAAUGUUUUUUUUAAGCACCCUUUCUGCAGUUCUACAUAUUAUGCCAUGGGGCCGAGGUAAUUUUUUGCAGUUUCUCAACCAGCUUCACCUGGAAUGUUUGUCCAGCAGUGUUGAAGGAGUUCCCACAUAUGCUGAGCACUUGUUGGCUGCUUUUCAUCCUGGAGUCGCAUCUUCACUGUUGACGUUGAGACUGGUGUUUUGAGGGUACUAUUUAAUGAAGCUGCCAGUCGAGGACUUAUAAGGCGUCUUGUUUCUCAAACUAGACACACUAAUGUAGCUGUCCUCUUGUUCAGUUGUGCACCUGGGCCUGCGACUCCUCUUUCUAUUCUGGUUAGAGCCAGUAUGCACUGUUCUAUGAAGGGAGUAGUACACAACAUUGAACGAGAUCUUCAAUUUCUUGGCAAUUACUCGCAUGGAAUAGCCUUCCGUUCUCAGACCAAGAAUAGACUGACGAGUUUCAGAAGGUCCUUGUUUCUGGCCAUUUUGAGCCUGUAAUCGAACCCACAAAUGCUGAUGCUCCAGAUACAGGGGGCGGCAGGUAGCCUAGUGGUUAGAGUGUUGGACUAGUAACUGAAAGGUUGCAAGAUCGAAUCCCCGAGCUGACAAGGUUAAAAUCUGCCUGAACAAGGCAGUUAACCCAGUGUUCCUAGGCCAUCAUUGAAAAUAAGAAUUUGUUCUUAACUGACUUGCCUAGUUAAAUAAAGGUUAAAAAAAUAAAUACUCUACUCAUCUAAAGAAGGACACUUUUAUUACUUCUUUAAUCAGAACAAUAGUUUUCAGCUGUGCUAACAUAAUUGCAAAAGGGGUUUCUAAUGAUCAAUUAGCCUUUUAAAAUUAUAAACUUGGAUUAGCUAACACUAGGACCCUGUCCUUCAAAGAUAAAGAAUUAAAAUCCAAAUAACUUCACAGAUCUUCAUUGUAAAGGGUUUAAACACUCCCAUGCUUGUUCGGGGGAACCAUAAAAAAUUAAUGAACAUGCACCUGUGGAACAGUCAUUAAGACACUAACAGCUUACAGACGGUAGGCAAAAGAAAGAUGCCCAGGGUCCCUGCUCAUCUGCGUGAAUGUGCUUUAGGCAUGCUGCAAGGAAGCAUGAGGACUGCAGGUGUGGCCAGGGCAAUACAUUGCAAUGUCAGUACUGUGAGAUGCCUAAGACAGCGCUACAGACAUCCUCCUCAUGUGGCACCCUUCCUGCAGGCUCAUCCUGACAUGACCCUCCAGCAUAACAAUGCUACCAGCCAUACUGCUCAUUCUGUGCGUGAUUUCCUGCAAGACAGGAAUGUCAGUGUUCUGCCAUGGCCAGCGAAGAGCCCGGAUCUCAAUCCCAUUGAGCACGUCUGGGACCUGUUGGAUCGGAGGGUGAGGGCUAGGGCCAUUCCCCCCCCCAGAAAUGUCUGGGAACUUUCAGGUGCUUUGGUGGAAGAGUGGGCUAACAUCUCACAGCAAGAACUGGCAAAUCUGGUGCAGUCCAUGAGGAGGAGAUGCACUGCAGUACUUAAUGCAGCUGGUGGCCACACCAGAUACUGACUGUUACUUUUGAUUCUGACCCCCCCUUUGUUCAGUGACACAUUAUUCAAUUUCUGUUAGUCACAUGUCUGUGGAACUUGUUCAGUUUGUCUCAGUUGUUGAAUCUUGUUAUGUUUUACAAAUACCCUGAUGAAGACAGCUUGGCUGUCAACGUUUGUAAUUACAUUUUUGCAUCUGAGCUCCUAGAGUGUGCGGCUCUCUUUAAUUUUCAAGCAUACAAAUAUUUACACAUGUUAAGUUUGCUGACAAUUAAUGCAGUUGAAAGUGAAAGGACAUUUUUUUUUGCUGAAUGUGUGUGUGUGUGAUAUAUAUAUAUAUAUAUAUAUAUUUAAAAAAAUAAUAAUUUAACUAGGCAAGUCAGUUAAGAACUAAUUCUUAUUUACAAUGACUGCCUACAUCGGCCAAACCCGGACGACGCUGGGCAAAUUGUGCGCUGCCCUAUGGGACUCCCAAUCACGGCCGUUUGUGAAAUGGCCUGCAUCCGAACCAGGGUGUCUGUAGUGAUGCCUCUAGCACUGAGAUGCAGUGCCUUAGACUGCUGUGAAACUCGGGAGAUGUGUGUGUGUGCGCACAUAUUUUUGUGUACUUUUUACCCCUUUUUUUCUCCCCAAUUGGUAGUUACAGUCUUGUCCCAUUGCUGCAACUCCUUUACGGACUUGGGGCGGCAGGGUAGCCUAGUGGUUAGAGUGUUGGACUAGUAACCGAAAGGUUGCAAGUUCGAAUCCCCGAGCUGACAAGGUACAAAUCUGUCGUUCUGCCCCUGAACGACUGUUCCUAAGCAGUCAUUGAAAAUAAGAAUGUGUUCUUAACUGACUUGCCUAGUAAAAUAAAGAUAAAAUAAAAAAAGGUUGAGAACCACACAACCUCCAAUACACGACUUCGUCAGUCUCUUGGUCCUAGCUUUGUACUGUCUCUGUCUUCUAGAUUGGGGUUCCCAAACUUUUUCACUCGGGGGGGGGGGGGACACACCGCAAAUAUAGCUUGUGAUGCUAGCAGGGUUAUCGUUAGGUUGUAGCAUUUGGUUUACUUUAGAUUUUUGAACCAUAAAUGUUGGUGAUAACUAGCUAGCUAAGCUACUGUGUUUAUACACACACACUAGAUAAGAGCAUUCGCUAAAUGACAAAAAUGUGUUGUAACGAAGCUUGCAAGUAAUUUCCAUAUUUCCUCCUUUUCCACAUCUGUGCAGCUAGACUGAUUUGUAAUGGAGCUGCCCAAUUACACCAGGCUGCUAAUGCAGCAGCUCCGCGCCCUGAGGAAGGAGGGUAAGUUCUGCGACUGCUCUAUCAUCGUGGGGGACACCCCCCAUCGCACCCACAAACUGGUGCUGGCCGCAUCCAGUCUGCUAUUCAGGUCUCUGCUGGAGGGCACAGGCAGCAUCUGCAUCGACACGGACUUAGUGUCUUCCCAGGAGUUUUCCUACGUGCUGGACAUGGUGUACACCGGAAAAAUGUCCCCAGGGAAACACAACUUCACCCUCAUCAUCGCCGCCGCAGACAGCCUGCAGAUGUUCGACGUGGGCAACAAGAACAUCGACACCAACCUGAUGAGGCAGUUGACUACACAACCAGUCUCACCGCCACCCACCGCCACCCAAUCACAGCUCAAACAGUUUCAGAGCCAGGGGGCCAAGCACACAGCUUCCCCAGAGACAGCUGCCCCUAGCAUUGGAGAGUGUGGUGUGAAGAUUCCCUUCACCUGGACUCCAGAGGGUCAAAGGUGGGUGAGGGAGGUUUGGAAGGUGGAGUGACCACAGAAGCCAGAGUGAUCACAGCAGCCAAACAUAGCGAGUCAAUGAAUGUGAACGAGGACAGGAAAGAGAAGGCCGGCCCACCAUCUAAAAGAGCUCACCUACAACUUCCAGAGAGCACAGCUGACGUGGACCCCCUGUCUCAGGGAGGUGCCAAUAUGGUUGGAGAUGGAGGAUGUGCAGCAGUGGCUGAGAGCACUGCAGACUUGCGACAAUAUCUCCUGAGGAGAAACAGGUGAAACUUUGGCAUGACUGGAAGUCUCUUAUCUGACAGAGCACACAAAUCAACACAACACUCUAGUCGUUAAAGUGUGUGUGUGUCGACCACUGUGUGUGUGAACCACUCUUCCUCCACAGCGUUUACAGCAUUAUUAUCUCAGGGGAUACUGUCGUGCUGUGAGGGAGAUCCCAGGGGUCCUGCUGUGUUCCAUAGGCUCCAGAACAGAGGUGAGAGAAAAGGAGUAUCUCAGCCCAGACACUACUCACCCUGCUGGGCCUGCUCAAGGAGUUUAACCCCCAUUUGGCAACACUGCUGCUUUGAAAGGUGAGAACAGCAGACAGGGAGCUAAAGGGUAGUGUGUGUUCGAAUCCCAGGAACACCCAUAUGUAAAAUGUAUGCACGCGUGACAAAGUUUCUUUGGAUAAAAGUGUCUGCGAAGUGGAAUAUAUUAUAUUACUUAUCAUAUCUUUCCGCACACAACAAAUGUCAGGCCUGUGGUAUCAUAACCGUACCAGCCACCCAGAGGUGUUUGCAGGACAGACCCACCGACAGCUCUAGUCUCUGAUGCAGUGCAGCGUAUGUUGUAAGUUCUUCCCUAGUGCCAGGAGCCUGGCCAAGCACAAGAGGAACCCAGGUGAUGACACCCACAGCUGGGGAGAGACCCAGGAAAGGCUUUCAGACCUAACCUACCCUGUCCAUGCUAUUACAUUACAACCCCCCUUUUAUUUGCUUGGGUACCCAACUGACAUAAUAUCUUCUUAUUGUUGUUGUUGGUUUAGUGUUGUCCAUCCCUGUUAAGGAAUAUGCCAUUUGGGGUGUAUUAUGUAUUCCUUCCAAUCCCUUGUGUCUCCUAAGGGCAUGUUUGAUUCUGACGUGCUGCUGGUGGGGAAUCCAGACCUGCCAUCAGACUCAUCAGUGGUGAAGUGCCUGUACUGUCCCAGCCUGUUCUACCAGCGAGGCUGAGAUGCAGGAGCACGUCAGCACCGAGCAUUUCAGCCAGGAGGGGGCAGUGUUCAGCUGCUCUCUCUGCCAGCUGUAGCUCCAGGAGCACUUGCUCUCCUGCCACAUAGAGGCGCUAGAGGAGCAGGAGCAGGCCUCCAGCUCCCAGAUGGUGAUUGAGACAGAGGACACUGCUGGUGGGGCAGAACAAGUGAUCUCUAUGGACCAAUCCCAUGAGGUGUUUGUUGCCCUGGGAGACGGAGAAGAUGGUCUCUCAAGCACGGAGGUGAUGGUGGUUAACCUGGAGGACCUACUGAACGGAACUGUCACCUUUAUAUGUGGAGGUGACCUCUGACCCCUAGUCUCUACUUCCCGGGGAAGGAGGAACUGUCCUAGCAAUAGUGGCAGCUUGGAAUGAAUUAAACAAACUUGACACUGGCAAUGCCACUGGUUUUGUAUCCUGUAAUAGCUGUAAAUAUUGAGAUGGUGUGUACGCUUAUACACUAAGUGACAAAGCGUAACCUUUGAACCCUCAGGAUUGGUGUCUUUGUAUUAAUAAUCACUCUGUUAUUGCCCUGUGUAGAGCUGUGUAUGGAUCUUUAGUAUUUAUUUCCUUUUGAACUGGCGUGUGAAGCCUUGCUGUAUGAGUGUUGUACACGGUUGGUUGAUAAAUCUGUGAAAUCCAGCACCGUGAGGUUUUUAAAACACUACUUUCCAGAACCUUUAAAUAAUAUUUACCAACAAUAUAAUUAUUCCUCAAACAAAUAAUGGGAUUCAAGGUUUUUAUUGAGACACAACAAAUCAGCAGGUUCACAGCAACCUUAGUUGUCUAUUGCCGCAAGCUUACAUUAAUGGUUCACUAGACGGAAUCAUAGCGCAGCGUUAGUCAGUCUGGUGUAUAUACACGCUUGACUGAGGAGGUAUGGGCCUCCUUAAAAUGAACCCAAAUUACUGACCAUUAAUUUAUACUCACCUUAUUCAAUGAUCACACUUGAGGUCGAUGUUGCCGUCAAACACAGAUCUAUAUAUGAUUAGAUUUCCCCUACCUGAUAUUAAUGCUAACAGGGGGCUGAGAAAAUAUCUACUGCUGGAUCAGUGGUUAGUGGUCACUUCUUCUUCUUAAUCUUUUCCCAUGUAUUCUUACAAAUGAAAUAAAAAGAUAUGUGAUUGUGUCUCAAUGUAAUCGAGGUAUGAAAUGAUUGUUAUUUUCAAAUAAAAUCUAUUUUUGGAUUUA